UGUUGCUAUGGCAAUGAAAUUCUGGGAGUCAUUAGGGAAAAAGUAGCUAGUGGCUCAUACUUGCCUUGUCUCUCCGCUGAACCUCGGAGCUUGCCGUUUGGCUGGGGUGCCUGGCCAAUAAGCCCCAGGGAGUCUCUUGUGGCCGCUAAAGCCAUGCCGCUCUUGAAAGACACCAUGACCCUUGUGAAGGAGACGCAGCAGCUGCCUGUGGUCCCACUGUCAUGGUUCCUCCCGAGCCUGUUUGCUGCCUUCAAUGUAAUGCUGCUGGUCUUUCUGAGUGGCCUUUUCUUCGGGUUCCCUUGUAGGUGGCUGGCUCAGAACGGAGAGUGGGCCUUUCCCGUGGUCACGGGCCCACUCUUCAUCCUCACCUUCUACAGUCUCGUUUCGCUCAACUUCUCAGAUCCUGGUAUCUUACACCGAGGUUCCAUCAAUGAGGACCCCAUGACGGUGCACGUGGUGAGUGUGAACCAAGGGGCCUUCCGCCUGCAAUGGUGCCCUAAGUGCUGCUUUCAUCGCCCACCCCGGACCUGCCACUGCCCCUGGUGCAACAUUUGUGUGGAGGAUUUUGAUCAUCAUUGCAAGUGGGUUAAUAACUGCAUCGGUCACCGCAACUUCCGCCUCUUCAUGCUGCUGGUCAUGUCCCUCUGCCUCUACUCAGGCGCCCUGCUGGUCACCUGCCUGAUGUUCCUAAUUCGCACAAGCCAUCUGCCCUUCUCCGUGGACAAGGUUAUGGCCAUCCUCGUGGCUGUGCCCGCUGCGGGCUUCCUGAUUCCGCUCGUCUUGCUGCUGCUGAUCCAGGCCGUAUCUGUGAGCUCGGCGGAGCGCUCCUGCGAGAGCAAGUGCAGGCACCAUCAAGAAUACAAUCCCUUUGACCAGGGCUUCUCCAGGAACUGGUAUCUAACUAUGUGUGCACCACUGGGUCCCAAGUACAUGUCUGAAGUUAUCUGUCUGCAAAGACCAGUGGGGACAGGAUGGGCCCAUGAGAAGACACAGCCCUCACCACCGUGUCCUCCUGGUCCCCCUGGGCUGCAGCCCCAACCUUCGAACACAUCAGGGAAGGGACCCCCUGGAAGUGGUGAGGCUGCCAUUGUUCUCCGGGAGAUCGAUGCCAGCCCGCGGCUGUCUUUGCUGUCAGAGACCCCUAGACGAGGCUCGCCUGGGCGCACACAGAGCCUGGACCACCUGAACCUAUGCCUCCCCGUCUGAACCACCUGAACCUAUGCCUCCCCGUCUGAACCACCUGAACCUAUGCCUCCCCGUCUGAAUCCUCGUGGUCCACUUGGGCCCAGGCCCGGUUGUUUCAUUGGUGGGAGCACUGGCACUCACCAAUCCUCAUUAAAUGUUGAUUGUUGGUUUCUGA
This is a messenger RNA of Mesocricetus auratus (golden hamster), 1360 nucleotides long. RefSeq names its product zinc finger DHHC-type palmitoyltransferase 19 (gene Zdhhc19). Gene Ontology annotation, cellular component: Golgi apparatus; endoplasmic reticulum. The transcript has 10 exons. The coding region runs from base 154 to 1206 and encodes 350 amino acids. Lineage: Eukaryota; Metazoa; Chordata; Mammalia; Rodentia; Cricetidae. The record is from RefSeq and is a predicted model, not a curated record. Gene Ontology annotation, biological process: protein targeting to membrane; peptidyl-L-cysteine S-palmitoylation. Gene Ontology annotation, molecular function: protein-cysteine S-palmitoyltransferase activity.